Messenger RNA from Rotaria sp. Silwood1, 1902 nucleotides. The record is from the annotation of a GenBank genome assembly. NCBI's taxonomy places the organism in Eukaryota, Metazoa, Rotifera, Eurotatoria, Philodinida, Philodinidae.
AUGGCUACUCAACCAUAUCUUAAUCAACAAAUGCUUCGCUAUCAUCCUCACCUAGUUUAUUAUCCUCGCCUAGUUUAUUAUCCUUACCCAGUUUAUUAUCCUUCAAAUUUUGUACAAAAUUCAUGUAUGCCUGCAAAUAAUUCACAAUUUAUCAUUCUUUCAUCAAUUCCUUUUGUUCAAUCGCCGAAUGAAAAUAUGAAUAAUUAUCCAAGUGAACUUUCACAAGAUGAUAAUUGUCUAACAUAUGCUGGAGGAAACAAUAGUCUUCUAUCGGAAUCAACUGUUGAUCCAGAAAGAAUUCUUUCAACUGAUUCAAUAUCAACAAGUUCUGCAAUAGCACAAAUACCACUACUAAUGUCUGUGAAAGGAUCACUACUCGAACAACCACCAUAUGAGAAUCCUGCUUUACAAAAAUCAGCUCAACAUACAAUAACUGAUCAAUUAACUGUAUCAACAUCUCAACCUUCGACUGCACAAAAUAUGAAACAAUUAAAUUCAUAUGGAUCAACAAUACCAUCAGUAUCUACACACAUACGGCAAAGAAAAUUAAUACCUAUUAUUGAUCCAGUAUCACAUAUUCCAAUCGACGUUUCUACACAAUCAAUAAAUCCAUCAAUAACAGAGUUAUCAUCAUCUACAAACAUAGAAAAUGAAACAUAUCCAAUGAAAUCAGCAACUACAGAUUCAGUUAUAUCAAAUAUAAAAUCUACAAUUGAUAAAAGUAAAACACAAAUUCAAGUCGAUUCUCAACCAGAAAUGACUAUCGAAUUAACUGAUUCUUCCAACGCUUAUAUAGAACAGUCUGAUGAUACAAUGCUUGCAUUCAAUGAACAAAUUAGUUCAUAUCAACCGAUAUCACUAUCAACAUCAUCAUUAUCGACCACAGUAUCAGUAGAAUGUAUUACAUCUCCAUCAGCAACAACAAUAAUAAAUAAUGAUAAAUCUCAAUCACAAGCAAAACAACGUUUACAGUAUAAUCGUGAUGAACUUUUAUGUAUUCGAGAUAGUUUAACAUCAUUUCCAAUGCCGAAGAAUCUUCCUAAUCUUAAAAUUAUUAUUAAUCGAAGUAAUCAAAGUAAAAUUGCUGGUAAUAAUAUAACCUUACAUGAUAUUGAAUCAUUAUUGGAUAAAAUCACACCACAAACAUAUGAUGAAUUAAAAAGAAAACUGCAAGCAUUACACAUUGAUUGUUAUGAACGAUUAAAAGAAAUGGUUAUGUUAGUUUAUUCUAAAGCUGUUAAUGAACCAGCAUCUACUUUUCUAUAUGCAUAUUUAUGUAAACACCUUGAAAAUAAAAAAGUCAUUUCACAUAAUAAAAAUGAUCAUGUAGUAAUAAAUAGCUUUGGUCAAAUAUUAUUAAUACAUUGUCGAAAAGAAUUUGAAAAUGCUUGUAGACAAGAUAUUGAACAAGAAAAACAAAAAGCUGAAAGUGAAAGUGUAAUAGAUAAAGAAAAUCCUAAAGAAGAAGAAGAAGACUUUAUUAAAGCUAAACGAAGAUACUUAGGAAAUAUUAUUUUUAUGGGUAAAUUAUAUAAAUUAAAGAUGUUACAUAAUGCUGUUAUUACUGUAUGCAACUGUAUUGAAUAUUUACUACGUGAUAAAACUAAUGAAGAAAAUCUUGAAUGUUUAUAUCAUUUUUUAUGUAUAAUUGGUAAAAAACUUGAUGAUAAAGCCAAUAUAAAAGCUGGAUGGGUUGCUUGUUGUGCAAAAACUAAACCAACACUAGUUGAUGAAAUUUGUGAACAACAUCAUGAUCAAAAUUAUGAUACUAUUAUUAGUAGUGCAUCUAGCGGAAAUAGUCAACAACAGUAUGAUGAUGAAUGUAAUAGUGGAAUUAAACAAAAAUCGAACAAAAAUGAAGAUAAAAUAGAUAAUUAUUUUAAUCUUGAUACUUUAACAUAA